Pseudopipra pipra is the source of this 6349-nucleotide messenger RNA. RefSeq names its product ATP binding cassette subfamily C member 4 (PEL blood group) (gene ABCC4). Lineage: Eukaryota; Metazoa; Chordata; Aves; Passeriformes; Pipridae. The record is from RefSeq and is a predicted model, not a curated record. The coding region runs from base 134 to 4126 and encodes 1330 amino acids. Gene Ontology annotation, cellular component: plasma membrane. The transcript is spliced from 31 exons. Gene Ontology annotation, biological process: transmembrane transport. Gene Ontology annotation, molecular function: ATP hydrolysis activity; ATP binding; ABC-type transporter activity.
GGCGGGGGUGCCCGCUCUCCCGGAAACAGCGCCGGCCGGCGGCAGAGCGGUGGCGGCUGCCGCGGUGGGAAGUCGCUCGUGGUCCUGCGCCCUCGCCGCACGCCGAGUGGGUCGGGACGGCGUGGCGGGAGGCAUGGAAGCUGUGCCCCGCGAGGAGAAGCCCAACCCGCUGCAGGAUGCCAACUUCUGCUCCCGGCUGUUCUUCUGGUGGUUGAAUCCCUUAUUUAUUACUGGCCAUAAACGGAAGCUUGAAGAAGAUGAUAUGUAUAAAGUGCUGCCAGAAGAUUCCUCAAAGAAACUUGGAGAGGAAUUGCAGUGGUACUGGGAUAAAGAGGUGCAAAAAGCAAAGAAGAGAGGGAAAACGCCACAUUUAACAAAAGCCAUUAUUCUUUGUUUCUGGAAGUCCUAUUUAGUUCUUGGAGUUUUCACAAUGAUUGAGGAAACCAUCAAAGUAGUUCAACCAGUUAUUUUGGGAAAAAUUAUUAAUUUUUUUGAAACCUAUGAUUCCUCAGAUGAGGUAGCUUUGAAUUUUGCAUAUUGUUAUGCAGCUGCUCUGUCUGUGUGCACACUUAUUCUAGCUAUAAUGCACCACUUGUACUUCUAUCACGUACAGCGGGCUGGCAUGAAGCUGAGGGUAGCCAUGUGUCAUAUGAUUUAUCGGAAGGCACUUCGUCUUAGUAAUGUAGCUAUGGCAAAAACUACCACGGGUCAAAUAGUAAAUCUUCUGUCAAAUGAUGUGAACAAAUUUGAUCAGGUAACAAUUUUCUUGCACUUCUUGUGGGCUGGACCAAUUCAAGCUGUAGCAGUAACAGUACUUCUCUGGAUGGAAAUAGGGCCAUCGUGUCUUGCAGGAAUGGCAGUUCUGAUUAUUCUUCUUCCUGUCCAGACCUGCAUUGGGAGGCUUUUUUCUUCCCUCAGAAGCAAGACAGCUGCCUUAACAGAUGUCAGGAUUAGGACCAUGAAUGAAGUGAUAAGUGGUAUGAAGAUAAUAAAGAUGUAUGCUUGGGAAAAGUCAUUUGCGGAACUUGUGAAUGGUUUAAGAAGGAAGGAGAUCUCCAUGGUUAUGAAAAGCUCCUACCUUCGCGGACUGAACCUGGCCUCUUUUUUUGUGGCAAGCAAAAUAACAGUGUUCAUGACUUUCAUGGCAUAUGUACUGCUUGGAAAUAUUAUCUCUGCAAGUCGGGUAUUUGUUGCAGUGUCCCUGUACGGUGCAGUGAGACUGACAGUAACUCUGUUCUUCCCUUCGGCUGUUGAAAGAGUAUCUGAGGCAGUGAUUAGCAUCCGACGAAUCAAGAACUUUCUGAUGCUUGAUGAGGUCUCACACUUCAAGCCACAACUGCAUGGUGAUAAUGAGAAUAUCAUUCUUCAUGUUCAGGAUUUGACUUGCUAUUGGGACAAGAGUUUAGAAACACCAGCCCUUCAACAAAUUUCGUUUACUGUCCGACGAGGGGAACUAUUGGCUGUGAUUGGACCUGUAGGAGCUGGAAAAUCUUCUCUCUUAAGUGCUGUGCUUGGUGAGCUGCCUAAAGACAAAGGUUUGAUAAAUGUUACAGGAAGAAUCGCCUAUGUUUCUCAGCAGCCUUGGGUGUUUUCUGGCACAGUAAGAAGUAAUAUACUGUUUGACAAGGAAUAUGAGAAAGAAAAAUACGAAAAAGUUUUAAAAGUCUGUGCUCUUAAAAAGGACCUGGAAUUAUUAGCAAAUGGUGACCUAACAGUAAUAGGAGAUCGUGGAGCUACUCUGAGCGGGGGACAGAAGGCCCGUGUAAACCUGGCCAGAGCUGUGUAUCAAGAUGCAGACAUCUAUCUUUUGGAUGAUCCACUGAGUGCAGUAGAUGCCGAAGUCGGAAGACAUUUGUUUGAAAAAUGUAUUUGUCAGGCCUUACAUCAGAAGAUCUCUGUUUUGGUCACUCACCAGUUGCAAUACCUCCGUGCUGCAAAUCAGAUUCUAAUUUUAAAAGAUGGUAAAAUGGUGGGGAAAGGUACCUAUGCAGAGUUCCUGAGAUCUGGCAUCGACUUUGCUUCCCUUUUGAAAAAAGAUGAGGAGAUAGAACCUCCAUCAGUUCCAGGAACCCCCAACCUGAAGUCUUCCCGGAACCGAACCUUCUCGGAGUCCUCUGUCUGGUCCCAGGAUUCAUCUGUGCACUCACAGAAAGAUGGAGCAGUGGAACAACCACCUGGUGAAAAUACAGUGGCUGCAGUGCCAGAGGAGAGUCGCCAUGAGGGAAAAAUUGGCUUUAAAAUUUACAGAAAAUAUUUUACUGCAGGAGCAAACUACUUUGUGAUUUUUAUACUCAUAGUAUUCAAUAUUCUGGCACAGGUGGCCUAUGUGCUCCAGGACUGGUGGCUUUCUUACUGGGCAAAUCGUCAAGAAAAGCUGAAUCUCACAACAAAUGGAAAUAAUGGAACAAAUGGGACAGAACAUCUGGACCUUAACUUUUAUUUGGGAAUUUAUGCAGGUUUAACAGUGGCUACAAUACUAUUUGGCAUAAUCAGAAGUCUUCUGGUAUUUCAAGUUCUUGUCAAUUCUGGUCAGAAUUUGCACAACAAAAUGUUUCAAUCCAUUUUGAAAGCUCCUGUCUUGUUUUUUGACAGAAAUCCUAUAGGAAGAAUCUUAAAUCGUUUCUCCAAAGAUAUUGGUCACCUGGAUGACUUGCUUCCCUUGACGUUUUUGGACUUCGUGCAGACUCUCCUACAGAUUUUUGGUGUGGUGGCUGUGGCUGUGGCAGUGAUUCCUUGGAUACUCAUCCCCUUAAUUCCACUAUUUAUUCUUUUCAUUUUUCUUCGACGAUAUUUCUUAGACACUUCAAGAGAUAUUAAACGUCUAGAAUCCACAACUCGAAGUCCAGUGUUCUCCCACUUGUCGUCAUCCCUCCAGGGUCUAUGGACUAUUCGGGCUUUGAAAGCAGAGGAAAGAUUUCAAAAAUUAUUUGAUGCACACCAAGACCUCCACUCAGAGGCCUGGUUUCUGUUUUUGACGACCUCAAGGUGGUUUGCUGUGCGUCUGGAUGCCAUCUGUGCCAUUUUUGUUAUAGUGGUUGCUUUUGGUUCCCUGCUUCUCGCCAACACUCUGAAUGCGGGGCAGGUUGGUUUGGCGCUAUCCUAUGCAAUCACCCUCAUGGGAACAUUCCAGUGGGGUGUUAGACAAAGUGCUGAAGUUGAAAACCUGAUGAUAUCAGUAGAACGAGUAAUGGAAUACACAGAACUUGAGAAAGAAGCUCCGUGGGAGACCAACAAACAUCCUCCACCGGAAUGGCCUAACCAAGGAAUGAUAGCAUUUGAAAAUGUUAACUUCACUUACAGUCUAGAUGGACCUUUGGUCUUAAGACAUUUGUCUGUUGUAAUUAAACCAAGAGAAAAGGUUGGAAUAGUGGGAAGAACUGGAGCUGGGAAAAGCUCUCUGAUAGCAGCCCUCUUUCGCUUGGCGGAACCUGAAGGAAGGAUUUGGAUUGAUAAGUACUUGACAUCAGAGCUAGGACUCCAUGACUUGCGGAAGAAAAUUUCAAUUAUACCUCAGGAGCCUGUUUUAUUCACUGGAACUAUGAGGAAAAACUUAGAUCCUUUCAAUGAAUACACUGAUGAAGAGCUGUGGAAUGCCUUGGAAGAGGUGCAACUGAAGGAGGUUGUGGAAGAUCUACCUAAUAAAAUGGAGACGCAGCUGGCAGAAUCUGGGUCUAAUUUUAGUGUUGGUCAGAGACAGCUGGUGUGUCUUGCCAGAGCAGUUCUAAAAAAAAAUCGUAUUCUUAUCAUCGAUGAAGCAACAGCGAAUGUGGACCCAAGAACAGAUGAGUUCAUUCAAAAGACGAUCCGUGAAACCUUUGCUCACUGCACAGUGCUGACCAUUGCACACCGCUUGAACACCAUUAUUGACAGUGAUAGGAUUAUGGUUUUAGAUGCAGGAAGACUGAAAGAAUAUGGUGAACCUUACAUUUUGCUUCAAGAACAAGACAGCUUGUUUUAUAAAAUGGUGCAACAAGUGGGCAAGACUGAAGCAGCUUCUCUGUUUGAAACAGCAAAACGGGUAUACUUCAGUAAGAAUUACCCAGAAGUUGUUCAGAAUGGUCAGCUUGCCACAGACUCGUCCUUGGAUCCUUCCUCAGGAUUUUGUGUAACCGAAACUGCACUGUGAUUCCUAAUAGCCUUAACUGUUUUCUAUGGAAUGUAAACCUGAGAUCAUCUAAACUCAGCGACAAUGUUUGCAAGUGUCAACAGGAGAGGAAAGGGAGUGGGUGAUUCUUUGCACUGGACAUCCUUCUUAUUUAAUACUGAGAAGAAAAUUUUUACUGUCCGUUUCUUUAAUUUCAGUGCAAUAUGUUUUCCUUUCCAACUAAUAAUGUUUGUAUUGCUAAAGAAAUUAGGCAGAUUCAGUUUUUAUUUGAAAGUUGUGUGGUAGAGAUCUCUUUUAUUUAAACAGGUGCAGGACACCUAAGUCUAGAGUGCAUAUUUGGAGCCUAUUAAAAUAAUUGGAAUGUGUCCUUUUUUUCUUUUAGAGAUAUUUUGAGAGCAAGCAAAACCAAAAUUUUUUCAGUGUCACUUUUGUCAUGACAUCUGUGUCUAAACAGCAGAUUUGGUAGUGUGCGACUUAGUUAUCUAGAGCAACUGUUUUUCUCCCUGCUAUAAGUAGCUAUGCAGGUUGAUAGAAAAAAGAAGAAGCCAAAAAUACUUUUUGUUUUUGAUAGCAAAAAAAGUACUCUAUACUUAUUUUUUGAUAAAUAGUUCAAAUAACGCUGUUCAAGAUGAGUGUAAAUACUAGUUUUAUUUUGCUAAAAUCCAAAUACUGAAAAAUCAAUCUCAGUCUUCUGUACUAUAGAAGAAAAUUACCACAUUUGCACUGAAGAAAUAUUUAAAUAAUUUAACAUACGUUCCUCUUUUUAUCCAGGUUAUCAGAGAAAAAAAGGUAUUAAAAUAACUUGAGGAAAUGUUUGAAUGACAUGUCAUUAUACCUUAAUACCAUGUAGUACAAAGUUAUCUUCAACACAACACAUUGAAAUGUAUACAUUAUUUGCAUUUAUUGUGCCUUAAUAUUUGUGCCUUCAAGCCAAAGCUGUAACUGCAGGGUACACAACAAAUUCAUUAAACAUAUGUUAAAAAUAUGUAACCUUAGUAUGUUUAAAGUUUUGCAUUAGGGGUUCUGUUGAACUUAAGCUGUUUGAAGUUACCAUCCUGCCAGAAUAGGUAGGAAAGUACGACCUGUAGUUUUGAAUGGCUGUUGCUGAUGGUGAGAGGAAUGCAGUGAGAGAGAGGGGUUCAAUAUUCAUAAGUUAUGUCCUGAUUCAGCAAAGCACUUUAACACAAAGGCACUUUCCCCAUGUUUGAAAUAUAAAUCAAGCAAGUGCUGUGCUGCUUCAGAUUUUUUCAAGUUUAGUGAGCUACUCUUUGAGGUUCAGUAGAAAAUGCAUCUAUUCAUCUUGCUGUUUAAAGGGCACAGGAGAGACUAAAAGGCAAGAGAUCUCUUCAGGACAUGGUAAAUACUGUGCUUUUUAAAAAAUACUGAAGAUGCUUGCUAUUACCUUUGUAAUGCCAAACAAUUGUUAUUUACCCAGUGUUUGCCCAGUGGUCUAUAAGUAAGGCAAGCACAAAUAUUUCUCAUUUCAAGCAAUUCUACCAGAAAGUAAUUGAAUCAAAUACAGAGUUACCCUCUCAAGUAAAUUGAGGCCAAAGCCUGUGCCUGAGCACUAUCUCUCAUCUACAAGGACUUUUUCCUGCUCAGGAACCAGUCCCAUGGUGAGAGGCAGAAUCCUUGUUCCCCUGUUGCAGCAUCUUCCCUGCACUGUGGUUUGCUGUCCUACUGUGAGAUCCCAGGAGAGGGGGGAUCCUACCUGCAGUGCCACCAGCCAGGUAGAAGGGGGACAGGGGUGCUUUGGGCGUGGUGGAACAAACAUCAGAUAUCUGAUUUUGCUAGUAACAUCCUCUCACAUCAUUAGACAUUGUUAGGAGGAAGUUACAAAAUGAGAUGCUCUUGUCCCUAGCCUUUUUUUGUCAAGUCCUAACACUUCUUUUGUUGUGUGUAGCAGCUUACACUGUAACAAAUUCCACCAAGAUCAGUGGAACUGAACUUAACACAGCGAUGUGCAGCACGAGGCUUGUGCUACAUCUGGUGAUAAAUAUCAGACAGUCAAGGGCAGCUACCAAUCCCCAAAGCCAUAUGACACAGAUGGGCUCAUGUAAGGAGUGCUUAUGGCUAAUCCUUCUUAGAACACACCAGCCACGUCCACUCUUCUGUACUGCUGGUCCUUGGUCUUCUCUGGGCUCAUGCAGUCCACUUAUGAUCCUAACACACAAUUAUCUCAUGUUUCGUUGUGAUUUUCUUUUCAAUUAAAGUUGUCUGAAUUAAAGAUAGGACUGUUCUGCA